AUGGAUAUACCGCUCACCCCGAGUACCUUCUCAGAGGCACCUUCACCAACGAUCGUGACGCCUCUCAGCAGAGGCCAAGCCUCCUUGGCCACCAGAACAAGCAGCCAGUCCACAACCGACGGCAAAGAAAGCGAAAUCCAAUUGGAUCCGGAAGAGGAAACGCUUCUUAUGGUGUGGUACCUACGAGUGAGAGACGCCUCAUCCGAGAACUCGAUCCUCAGAGACCACUAUGCCUCUGCAUUAAUGAACAAAAUCAACUUCGAUCUGUCACGAAGCCUCUUCCAGCUGGAUCCGUCGUAUAUACAAUACAUUUGCGGCAGGUCAAAGCAGAUCGACAACUGGGCACAAGAUUUCCUGGACCGGCACCAAUAUGAGGACGUCCUCGUGUUACAACUUGCAUGCGGCCUGGACAGCAGAUAUGAGCGCCUCAGACUCGGGAAGGAAGUGAAAUGGAUCGACGUGGACCGGCCCAGGGUGACGGGAUUGAGGAAACGACUCAUGCCGGAUGCCGACAGCGACCAUUACACUCUUUUGACGGCAAACGUUGCGGACGACGACGACGCUUGGCUCCGCGAUAUACCGAACGACCGCCCGACAUUGAUUAUCAUGGAAGGGCUUCUUUACUAUUUGGAACCCGAGAAGGGUAUACAAUUAAUACAGCGACUCCUUGGCCAUUUCACACACGGAAAUAUCGUGUGCGAUACGUUUGGGUCUGUUUGUGUGGUCUUCACAUCACUUUUGGAAGCUUUCCGCAAUAGCGAGGCCCGCGUGAGAUGGGGAAUCGAUGACGCGAACGAAAUCAGGAAGUUGGACAGCCGCCUGGUUCUAAGGCACAGGGUAUUUGGUCAUGAGUUUAUGGGUACGGGUUGGUUUGGGAAGCGAUAUCCUCCUAUAUUUGGGGGCUGGACACCACUUAUCUCGUUGCUGCCGUCAUUCAAGAAGAAUGGGCAGUUCCUACAUUUUGAAUUUUAG
Messenger RNA from Diaporthe citri, 972 nucleotides. RefSeq lists its product as uncharacterized. Gene Ontology annotation, molecular function: methyltransferase activity. The coding region runs from base 1 to 972 and encodes 323 amino acids. The transcript has a single exon. Gene Ontology annotation, biological process: methylation. Lineage: Eukaryota; Fungi; Ascomycota; Sordariomycetes; Diaporthales; Diaporthaceae. The record is from RefSeq and is a predicted model, not a curated record.